GUUAUUGCCUCUUCUAUCUAAUUAAGUGACACUACAAAGCUCAAAACACACUGAUUGGCAAGUUUUUACACACUAGUUUCUUUUUAAAGGUCUUUUUACACACGAAGAACUCCAAAAUGGCCAGGGUCCAAGGUCUAGUUCUUCUUGGUUUAUUAGUACUUUCAAGUUUAGUUAUGUUAACCGAGAGCCGAGUGGCAAGAAAAGACCUGGGGCUUGACCUAGGUGGUAUUGGGGUUGGUCUAGGCGUUGGAUUGGGGAUUGGUCUUGGCGGCGGGUCAGGCUCUGGUGCUGGUGCAGGUUCAGGUUCAGGUUCCAGAUCAUCAUCUAGCUCUAGCUCUAGUUCGUCAUCAAGUUCGAGUUCUCGUGGUUCGGGUGGUUCCGGAGCCGGUUCAUCUGCUGGUUCAUUUGCUGGAUCUAGAGCUGGAUCAGGAUCUGGUAACUAAAUUAUAAAGCACGAUAUAUGUGAAACAAAAAGUAUGUUUUAUGAUGUUGGUUUGCCGUAAUUAAUAUCGUGUGUACUAAGUUGGAUGAAUAAAUUGUCGUCAUAAAUUAUGCUUUGUUUGAAA
This is a messenger RNA of Raphanus sativus (radish), 566 nucleotides long. RefSeq names its product GPI-anchored hemophore cfmA-like. The coding region runs from base 117 to 443 and encodes 108 amino acids. Lineage: Eukaryota; Viridiplantae; Streptophyta; Magnoliopsida; Brassicales; Brassicaceae. The transcript has a single exon. The record is from RefSeq and is a predicted model, not a curated record.